Messenger RNA from Pseudophryne corroboree (corroboree frog), 1451 nucleotides. RefSeq names its product chromosome 8 C9orf78 homolog (gene C8H9orf78). Bases 105 to 977 code for a protein of 290 amino acids. NCBI's taxonomy places the organism in Eukaryota, Metazoa, Chordata, Amphibia, Anura, Myobatrachidae. Gene Ontology annotation, biological process: mRNA splicing, via spliceosome. Gene Ontology annotation, cellular component: spliceosomal complex. The transcript has 9 exons. The record is from RefSeq and is a predicted model, not a curated record.
UGUGGCAAGACGUCAUCACCCCACGCCGGAAGCGGCCUUUUUCGCCUCGCUCUGUUUAUUUACUAUCGUUCUAGAGGCGUCAUCGUCGGGGAGCGAGCAACAGAAUGCCUGCGGGGAAAAACUUUCGGCGGCGCAGAGCGUCCAGCUCAGAUGAGGAGGAGGAGGAUGAAGGGGUGACCAAAGAGGUCAGGAUGAAGUUAGAAGAAGCAAAAGAAGUGCAGAGUCUAAGGAAAAGACCAAAUGGUGUGAGUGCAGCGGCUCUGUUGGUAGGAGAAAAACUACCGGAGGAAGACACAUUAGUGGACGAUCCUUUCAAGAUCAAAACUGGAGGCAUGGUGGAUAUGAAACAACUGAAGGAACGAGGCAAAGAGAGACUAGGAGAAGAAGAAGAUCUGAACUUGGGAACUUCGUUUUCUGCAGAAACCAACAGGCGGGAUGAAGAUGCUGACAUGAUGAAGUACAUUGAGACAGAGCUUAAGAAGAGAAAGGGAAUUAUUGAGAAUGAGGAAAAGAAAGUGAAGCCGAAGAGUGCAGAAGAUUGUUUGUAUGAGUUACCGGAGAGCAUUCAGGUCUUUUCCGCCAAGAAGACCGAGGAGAUGUUAUCCAACCAGAUGCUCAGCGGGAUCCCAGAGGUGGACCUCGGGAUAGAUGCAAAAAUAAAGAAUAUAAUAUCCACAGAAGACGCCAAAGCCCGCUUACUGGCCGAACAGCAGAAUAAGAAGAAGGACAAACAGACGUCCUUCGUACCUACCAACAUAGCUGUGAACUACGUACAGCACAAUCGAUUUUACCAGGAAGACCUGCAUACGCCUAUGCGACGUCACAAGGAAGAACCAAAAGCCCGGCCUCUCCGGGUGGGCGACACCGAGAAGCCGGAACCAGAAAAGUCUCCUCCCAACCGGAAGCGUCCGUCCAAUGAGAAGGCCACAGAUGACUAUCAUUACGAGAAGUUUAAGAAAAUGAAUAGACGUUAUUAAUCCUGGUGUAUGGUGAGAGCCAGUGGUAGUCACCUCCACCCAGAAAUAAAGCCUAACCGAGCUUCCAGCACUGGGAGAUGUUCUCUUCACACAGGGAACGUGAUGGAAUCACUAUUAAAGUACUCAUAUGACAAGUCUAUCCCCCCACCCACCCCCGCUUGCUGUCCCAGAAUAGCCUGUGAUGCUGACUGCGCAUUAGUGGGGUGAGAGGGUCUUCUACUUCUGUGUUCUCUUCCCCAUUGGGAUAAUGUAAGCCCAGGCCCAGACACUUGUGCCUGGGUGAGGUCUGGACAUUGAUGUGGCCCUGUACUGUGACGGAAAGCCAUGCUCAGCAUGGAUCAUUGUAUAUGAGGAACAAGGCCUCGUCAGCGAGUGAUAGAUAUGUUUGUUUCUGUCUUUUCUUACAGUUUAUUGUGUAUUGAUUUUUAGAAAGGGGAUACAGCGGAUUAAACCACAGUAAGCAGUGUUUUUUCA